Chara braunii is the source of this 1312-nucleotide messenger RNA. The record is from the annotation of a GenBank genome assembly. Lineage: Eukaryota; Viridiplantae; Streptophyta; Charophyceae; Charales; Characeae.
CGAUGGCAAUGCAGCGGUCGAUCUUAGCUUCCAGUUGUCGAGCAACAGCGGAGCAGCGACGACACAUACUCGCAUCAUCAAUCCCUACCCAGAUGGGGAUUACGCGGAGCAAACGAUGGUUGGUCCGUGCCGGGCGUGAGAAGGCUGCCUACCUCAAUCGCUUCGCGAGGGCGGAGGGAAUCGAAAUGUGUCCUCGAGGCAUGGCAGAGGAGGAGUCGACGAGGAUCAACGUCCGGAAUGGACGCGCUUAUCACUUGCGAUGCGAAACGGAUCCGGGACUCUGCAUGGAUGGCAAUGACAGGAGGACGCGUCCGCGGCAGUUGCGCACGUGGAACGAGACGGUAGGCAGCUGCAACGAUGCGGCUGUUCAAGAGCCCCUCGACUUCGACGACGUUGACGGUGACGACGAUUGCAACUCGGACGAUUUACCUGAGAUUAGGCCGCUUGGGAGGAAGGUGAGGAACGACGGUGCGAGUGCAAAGAAGGGUUCCACUCCGAGAAAUCGGCGGAACAAGAAAAUGAACGACGACACAGGCGGGAGCGAUGGCGAGGGCGCUCGGAAUUUUUGGUCCGUCAAAGACACGAUCGCACUCGUGAGGGCGAAAAGGGAUCAAGAUCUGUAUUUUGCAGGCAUGGAGCACAAUUUUGGCCGCAUGAAGACCAGGGAAUGGAAGUGGGAGGACGUGCGGUCCAGGUUGCAGAAGAUGGACGUCACGAGGAAGGUCGUCAACUGCGGGAAGAAAUGGGACAACUUGAUGCAGCAAUUCAAGAAGGUUCACAAGUUUCAGCACCUCUCCGGUGGGAAGGACUACUUCAAGCUUGCUUCAUCGGCUAGGAGAUCGGAGGGCGUCAACUUCAUCAUGGACCGGAGCGUGUACAAGGAGAUGGAGGCCAUGACGAAGGGGGAUCACACCAUCCACCCGAAGAAUUUGGCGGACACGGGGGUGCCGGGGGCGGUUCAGAUGCCGGCAGGUGCGGGGGCUGGAGGGGAAUCCAUGGGCUGUGAGGGUGGAGGGGAGCCCGUCGACGAGGAGCAGGGGUCGACGAAAGAUUCGACAUUCAGCGCGGGGAGCGCUGGCGGUUCUGGGAAAAGGAAGAACAUGUGGCAACAAACCUUUGAGGCUGUCACCGAGGUCAUGGACAAGCAUGGUGCGCUCAUGGCGAGCACGAUGGACAGCGCGAGCAAGCGCCAAUGCUCUAUGAUGUUACGACAAUGCGACAUGGAAGUGUAGAGGAAACAUUAUGCUGCGGCGGAUGAGGCGAACAGAAUGAUGUGCAACGCCCUUAUGGAGAUAGCGAAAGCCAUCCGCGA